CAAGGCUCAAAUUCGUGCACAAAUCAUCGCGAGUCCUUCGUUCCAGGCCGCCGGGAGGUCUGUUGUGACUCGUGUGAUACAAGACGACGCCUGCCUCUCUCUCUCUCGCGUCCUCUCCACUCUGCCAUUCCAGAUGUCUGACAUCUCUACGCCCGUGCCGCCGCUGAUCUUGCCUUUCCCAAUCGACCCCAGGGCCCAUCGCCUGUUGCAGAAGUGAUCGCCUACUCUCUGCAAGUCAUCCAUCUCGUGCCUGGGGCCAUGGCGCUACCGAUACCGAAACCACAGCCGCCCGUUCCCGGGCGGGAGAACAACCAUGUCGAGAUUAUGGGGAUCGCAGGCUUCAUGACGGGAUUUGCUGUUCUGGUAGUCAGUCUUCGCCUUUGGGUGCGCCGGUUCGUGCUCAAGACAUUUGGGUGGGACGACUGGUUCAUCGCACUGGCAAUGCUCCACACGAUCGGCGUCCUCGUGUGUUUCAUUGGCACUGUGAACAAUGGCGGCGGCCACCACUGGUACGACCUCGGCGUGCCGGAGGAGUGGGAGUCCAUGAAGCACUGGCAGUACGCACAGGUCACGGUCAACAUCACCGGCGUGAGCAUCGUCAAGAUCUCGGUCUGCUUGGCACUGCUGCGCUUCCUCAAGGGGAAGUGGUACCAGCUGUUCCUCAAAGUUAUGAUUGGUUUUAUCGUCAUCUUCACCAUUGCGAGUGAGGCGCCAUUAUUGUUCGAGUGCCGGCCGAUGUACAACAGCUGGGCAUUCAUCAGGGAGCCGGGCGCUUGCAUAUCGAAUGAGGCAUUUGUUCUUGUUGCCAACAUCAACGGCGCCAUCAAUAUUGUCACGGACGCCACACUCGUCUUACUCCCGAUCCCGACAAUCGCAAUGCUCAAGGUCAACGUCCGCACCAAGGCCUCGCUGAUUGGCGUCUUGUGCAUCGGUUUCUUCGCGACCGGGACUGCCAUCGUACGUGCCAUCACGGGCAACAAACCGAUCCAGCUCACAGACGGAUCAUUCACUCUCAGGUUCUACCUGUGGAACUCAGCCGAGCUCAACGCCGGCCUUGUCGCCGCCUCGAUUCCUCCCCUCCGCCCUCUCCUUUCCGGCUGGCUCGAGGGCACUGCCCGCCGCUUCCGCAGCACCGGUGCCGGCUCCUCCUCGGCAGGCCGCAGUCGCCCCGGGGCGCUCGGGUAUGCCGGCGCCGGCGGCCUCGACAGCCGGCCCACGAAACACGGAUACCAGAAGCAGAAGGAGGAACAGAGCAUACAGCUCAGCGAGAGCAAGCAGUGGUCUGGCAAGAAUGGCGGGAGGUCCGGAACUGGUACAACUGUCAUGAUAAGCUCAAGAUCAGCAUACGGGCUGGAGGACAACAGCAGUGAGGAGGGAAUCUUGCCGCAGCAGCAGCAACAGCAGCAGCAGCAUGGGGGUGAGCCGGCAAAGAGGAGUUCAGGACUCAAGGGCAUCACGAAGCAGACGGAGAUAACGGUGCAUGAGUCUCGCCACUAACCAUUUGCAAAAUUGGUCAGUGGACGAGGAUUUGGCAGGCGAAUCGUCAAGCCUUGUCAAGUGUUGCCCUACAAAAAGAAUCUUUAGAAAUUGAAUACCAUAGAGUCUCUCUUGGAGGUACCAAGGCACUACGUUUCCUGCAUAUUACGGAGCAUAAAGCAGUGCUCUCAAAGCCAUUUCGCCCG
Molecule: messenger RNA, 1682 nt
Organism: Microdochium trichocladiopsis
Lineage: Eukaryota; Fungi; Ascomycota; Sordariomycetes; Xylariales; Microdochiaceae
Exons: 6
Coding region: 259-1497 (412 amino acids)
Source: RefSeq, a predicted model, not a curated record